CAGUACAUAUUUCGUACUGACCCCCCUUUUCUGCGGGGGGCUGCGUUUUAUGCCCGCAGGUACAGACAUUGGUGAUCCCCCAUUGUAGGCUCCACUUUUCUGCUAUCUCGGAGUACUCCUACUUGAUCCGGAGUCCACUUCUGUGAUGCCUCCGAAAAAGGCAACGGCGGCCCAGAAGGGCAAGGCGAAAGUGGCAGAGACUAGUCGGGCACCGAGAGUCACCGUUACCCGAGCUCGAGCUCAGACUAUGCCCGGUAUUACACUUCAGUCAGAGGGAUCCAUUACACCACCGGCAGAGCCUGGAGCAGGUCCCUCAGCAGCUCCAGCGACUCCAGCGCCCGCAGCUCCAGCUCCUCAGUCAGGGGCGGAUGACAGGACAUUGACAGAGGCUGUGCAGUUACUGACUACCCUGGUAGCGGGACAGGCUCAGAGACACGGCCGGAGGGAUGAUGAUGAUGGCAGGCGGGACAGCCUGAGGGUUCGGGAGUUCUUAUUAUGUGGCCCUCCAGAGUUUUCCGGGUCUAAGCCCGACGAGGACCCUCAUGACUUUAUUAGGGGGAUGCGACGCUCAGUAGAUUUGGUCAGGGCUUCAGAGACCGAGUCUGUUGAGCUGGCUUCGCACAGGCUACGGGAUGUUGCUGCUCACUGGUACGAGUCUUGGGAGCUAGCUAGAGGCCGGGGUGCUUCCCCAGCCACUUGGGACGAGUUUGAGGCUGCUUUUCUCAGCCACUUUUUGCCUCCAGAGUUGCGGAGGGCGAGAGUGGACAGGUUUUUGCAGAUUCGACAGAGGGGCCGGAGUGUUCGUGAGUAUAACUUGGAGUUUGAUUCACUGGCCCGAUAUGCUCCGGCUAUAGUGGCAGAGAUGGCUGACCGGAUGCACCGAUAUGUGAUCGGGCUGGACCGUUACUUAGUUGAGUCCUGUAUGUCGAUGGCAUCACGGACAGAUAUGGAUAUCGCCAGAUUACAGGCGUAUGCUCAGGGGAUGGAGGACAGGUACCGAGCAGAUCAGUCCACUAGAGAUCGUGACAGGAGGCCGCCCAAGAGGGCUAGGUUCGCAGGUUAUUCCGGGGAUUCUCGAGGCGGACAGCCUCAGCAGCGGCAGUCAGGCAGACAGCUACCUCCACCCGGCCAGAGUACUCAGUCAGGCGGUCGGAGAUUUGAUAGUGCGGGACCGUCUGGGGCCGGUCAGGGCUCCAGAGCGGCAGGUCCACAGGUGUCCAGAGGCCCCAGCCAGCCCAGACCACCUAGGCCCCGUUGUUCUCAUUGCGGGAAGUCUCAUCCAGGGGAGUGUUAUCGAGCUACAGGAGCUUGUUUUACCGAGGCAGGUUUAUAG
Messenger RNA from Lycium barbarum (goji berry), 1333 nucleotides. RefSeq lists its product as uncharacterized. The transcript has 3 exons. Bases 146 to 1333 code for a protein of 395 amino acids. The record is from RefSeq and is a predicted model, not a curated record. NCBI's taxonomy places the organism in Eukaryota, Viridiplantae, Streptophyta, Magnoliopsida, Solanales, Solanaceae.